AUGGCCGCCGCCACCGCCUCCGUGCCCGUGAAGAUCGGAAUUAUUGGUGGAACUGGCCUGGAUGAUCCGGAUAUCUUAGAAGGAAGGACAGAAAAAUAUGUUGACACUCCUUAUGGCAAGCCAUCGGACGCUUUGAUAUUGGGAAAGAUCAAAAAUGUGGACUGUGUGCUCUUAGCAAGACAUGGAAGGCAUCAUACGAUUAUGCCAUCAAACGUCAAUUACCGUGCCAAUAUCUGGGCAUUAAAAGAAGAAAAUUGUUCCCAUGUAUUAGUGACUACUGCCUGUGGUUCAUUAAGAGAGGAAAUACAACCUGGUGAUCUUGUCAUAAUUGACCAGUUCAUUGACAGGACAACUAAAAGACAUUGUACUUUAUAUGAUGGACAACAUUCCACUCUCUCAGGAGUAUGUCAUAUUCCAAUGGCUGAGCCAUUCUGCACCAAAACCAGAGAGGUUCUUAUUGACACUGCCAAGAAGCUGGGGCUCCAGUGUCAUUCCAAGGGGACAAUGAUCACAAUUGAAGGCCCGCGUUUCAGCACUCGAGCAGAAAGCUGUGUGUUUCGCAGCUGGGGAGCUGAUGUUAUCAACAUGACUACGGUGCCUGAAGUGAUCCUUGCGAAGGAAGCUGGAAUGAGUUAUGCUAGUAUUGCCAUGGCAACAGAUUAUGACUGCUGGAAGGAACAUGAAGAAGCAGUUUCAGUGGAUAAAGUUUUAAAGACGCUGAAAGGGAAUGCAAAUAAGGCUACAAGCAUAUUCCUUACUGCUAUACCUCAGAUAGGCUCCAUGGAAUGGACCGACACCCUGCACACUCUGAAAGUAAGUACACAAAUGAGGCAGGU
This is a messenger RNA of Sturnus vulgaris (Common starling), 836 nucleotides long. The record is from RefSeq and is a predicted model, not a curated record. NCBI's taxonomy places the organism in Eukaryota, Metazoa, Chordata, Aves, Passeriformes, Sturnidae.